This is a messenger RNA of Caenorhabditis remanei, 2517 nucleotides long. RefSeq lists its product as uncharacterized. Gene Ontology annotation, biological process: sodium ion transmembrane transport. Gene Ontology annotation, molecular function: ligand-gated sodium channel activity. Gene Ontology annotation, cellular component: membrane. The coding region runs from base 1 to 2517 and encodes 838 amino acids. The record is from RefSeq and is a predicted model, not a curated record. Lineage: Eukaryota; Metazoa; Nematoda; Chromadorea; Rhabditida; Rhabditidae. The transcript is spliced from 15 exons.
AUGGGAAAGAACAGUUUGAAACGGGCCAUUGAACUGGAUGUCGUUGAUUUCGCUGAGCAUACCAGUGCUCAUGGAAUUCCAAGAGCAUAUGUAUCAACUGGAUGGAGGAGAUAUAUGUGGUUACUUUGUUUUCUUUUCUGUCUUUCUUGUUUCGGACAUCAAGCGUAUCUGAUUAUUGAAAGAUUUAACAGAAAUGAUAUCAUAGUUGGUGUGGAGAUCAAGUUCGAAGAAAUCAAGUUUCCAGCUGUGACAGUUUGUAACAUGAACCCAUAUAAAAACUCGGCGGCUCGCGAACUCGGAGCAAUCAGAAAUGCACUGGAAGCAUUCGAAAUGGCAAUAGAUAAAAGUGAUGGAAAUGCUCAUUCGAAAAGAAUGAAACGGUCGUCGAAUUCUAAAAUGAUAGCAGUUGACUUGAUGUGUAAAGAGGAACAUGGAAUGUUGAUGGCUAAUGAAUUCGGACAUUUGGAAUGUACAUGCAUCACAUUUGAUGACUCGGAAACGAACGAGGAAGAUGAUGAAAUGUAUUGGAAUUGCCACCUGAAAAAUGACUGGAAUCAUAGAAUUUGCCACGUAGCAGAAGAACACAACCAGCUGAAAACCUGCAAAUGUCAUGAAGAAAACUGCAUUGAAGAUGGUGUCACUAAGCAGAUGAUGUGGCCAUUGCAGAUGAAAAGAAACGGAACAAAACUGUGUAUUUCUGUAGAAUCCGGAGGUCCCAGUUACUGUGCAAAUUCUCAGAAAUUUGAAGUUUCCAAGUGUAAAAGUUGCGAUUGGUUGGGGAAAUGUGAAGAAAAAAAUGAAGAAGAACAUGGAGUUGAAGAAGAGAAAAAGUCAUGUAUAUGUCAUCGUGGAAACUGUUUUCAGAUUAAAAAUAACUCAAAAGUAGGAAUGGAAGUAUCAACAGAGUUCAACAGUAGAGUUAGAGUAUUUCAGAAAAAGAAGCGAAGAGUUCCGGAAAGGAAAGUGCAUGAACGUCUUCUGAGUCGAUACGAAGGCCUUCUUGCUGUCUAUUCUCAUUGUAAUUGCACAACACAACAUGGAUGUGUCUCUACUUCUGUACCUGAUAUGGAUCUGGAAAACUCAAAUAAAACGUGUCUUUGUUUUUAUAAUCAGAAAAAUGAACAAGUGUGGCCAUGCUACAAAGAACCAGAAUGGGAAGAAAGGAAGUGCAGCAGGUGUAACACUCUCGGAGACUGUGUGUAUACAGAUAAACCGAAGAAACAAAAUAUAUCAUGUCUGUGUGCAACUCCAAUCAAAAUGUGUGUUCGUAUUGAUCCUCCACAAACCAAUGAAACCACUUUAGAUGAUCGAAUUGUAAAGUUUUGGGAUAUUCAGCCAUCGACUACAAUGUCUCCGAUUGUGAAAAAGAAGGAAGAACGAGAUAAAGCUUAUGGAUAUUCUGGAGUGAAAGAUAGAAUUGCUCUGAGAGCGAAAGCGAUGGAGAAUAUUAUAUUCGCUGUCGAUGCGUUGACAGAAUCUCAGAAAUGGCAGAUAUCAUAUGAUAAAUCUGAUUUUAUAAUGAAAUGCUCAUUCAAUGGACAGGAAUGUAAUGUCAAACAUGAUUUCGUGGAAUAUCUGGAUCCAACUUACGGAGCAUGUUUCACUUACGGCCAAAAGUUGGGAAAUAUUACGAACGAACGAUCAGGACCAGCUUACGGAUUACGAUUGGAAGUGUUCGUAAAUGUGACUGAAUAUUUACCGACAACGGAAGCAGCUGGAGUUCGACUGACAGUUCAUGCAACAGAUGAACAACCAUUUCCUGAUACACUUGGAUUCUCAGCUCCCACGGGCUUUGUCAGCAGUUUUGGUAUCAAACUGAAGUCAAUGGUCAGACUUCCUGCUCCAUAUGGUGAUUGUGUGCAAGAAGGAAAGACAGAAGAUUUUAUUUACACUCAGAAAGCAUAUAAUACAGAAGGAUGUCAGAGAAGUUGUAUUCAAAAACAUCUAUCACAGACAUGCGGAUGCGGAGAUCCCAGAUUUCCUCCGUAUAGAGAAUCUAAGAAUUGUCCGGUUGAUGAUCCAUAUAAAAGAGAGUGCAUCAAAAAUGAAAUGCACGUGGCAACAAGAGACUCGAAGAAACUUGGAUGUUCUUGCAAACAACCUUGCAACCAAGACGUCUAUUCUGUGUCGUAUUCUGCAUCACGAUGGCCAGCAAUCGCAGGAGAUUUGUCAGGAUGUCCGCAUGGAAUGGCUGCUCAACACUGUUUAAUGUACAAAAGGGAACAAGGAUCAAUGAUUGAAGUGUACUUCGAACAACUCAACUAUGAAUCUCUUCUGGAAUCUGAAGCAUACGGUUGGUCGAAUCUUUUAUCAGAUUUCGGAGGUCAGCUCGGUUUGUGGAUGGGUGUUAGUGUUAUUACUAUCGGAGAAGUCGCUUGUUUCUUCUUCGAAGUAUUCAUCUCAAUCAUAAGUUCAAAUCGAACGAAACGGCGUCCCGCGAGGAAAUCAUUCAGUUCGUCUCUUCGAUGUUCAACUGAUUAUAAUUUGAACAAAGACGGGUUCAAUCUCGACAAUUAA